Messenger RNA from Vitis riparia (riverbank grape), 2097 nucleotides. Its product is annotated as glutathione reductase, cytosolic. Gene Ontology annotation, molecular function: glutathione-disulfide reductase (NADPH) activity; NADP binding; flavin adenine dinucleotide binding. Lineage: Eukaryota; Viridiplantae; Streptophyta; Magnoliopsida; Vitales; Vitaceae. The record is from RefSeq and is a predicted model, not a curated record. The transcript has 17 exons. Gene Ontology annotation, cellular component: cytosol; mitochondrion. Gene Ontology annotation, biological process: glutathione metabolic process; cell redox homeostasis; cellular response to oxidative stress. Bases 176 to 1666 code for a protein of 496 amino acids.
AGAAUGGCAGCCAAAGUUUUAACAAUUUGAUCACUCUGAUUUUGAAUCAAGAAUUUCUAAAUAUAGAGACGUGUCGUGCCUCAUUUUACCUUCAUCUCUCUUCAAACCCUAGACCUCUCUAUUCCUCAACUACCACUUCUCGUAGCGCUUUUCUAUAUAUAAAUAUUUGGUAAUUAUGGCGAGGAAGAUGCUUAUUGAUGGGGAGCUGAGCAAGCCUAAUGAAGAGGAGACCCAUUAUGACUUUGAUUUGUUUGUUAUUGGGGCUGGAAGUGGUGGCGUUCGUGCUGCCAGGUUUUCAGCGAAUUUUGGGGCUAAGGUUGCAAUCUGUGAGCUUCCCUUUCACCCAGUCAGCUCAGAAGUAAUUGGAGGGGUUGGUGGCACGUGUGUUAUCCGUGGUUGUGUUCCUAAAAAGAUUUUGGUGUAUGGAGCAUCUUUUAGAGGUGAAAUUGAGGAUGCCAAGAAUUAUGGGUGGGAAUUGAAUGACAAAGUGGACUUUAACUGGAAAAAACUUUUACAUAAGAAGACAGAGGAAAUAGUCAGGUUAAAUGGAAUUUACAAGCGGUUACUGACAAAUGCUGGGGUGAAACUGUAUGAAGGAGAGGGAAAGAUUGUUGGUCCUAAUGAAGUUGAGGUGACACAACUGGACGGCACUAAGUUGUGUUAUUCAGCAAAGCACAUAUUGAUUGCAACUGGUAGUAGGGCUCAACGUCCAACUAUUCCAGGGCAGGAGUUGUCUAUUACCUCUGAUGAGGCUUUGAGUUUGGAUGAGUUGCCCAAGCGUGCUGUAAUACUAGGGGGAGGGUACAUUGCUGUUGAGUUUGCUUCAAUAUGGAAUGGGAUGGGUGUUUCUGUAGAUCUAUUUUUCAGAAAGGAACUUCCAUUAAGAGGUUUUGACGAUGAAAUGAGGGCAGUAGUCGCAAGAAAUCUGGAAGCCAGGGGAAUUAAUCUGCAUCCAAGGACAAAUUUAUCAGAGUUGGUUAAAACGGAAGAUGGAAUAAAAGUUAUCACAGAUCAUGGUGAAGAAUUGACAGCAGAUGUUGUACUUUUUGCCACUGGUCGGGCGCCUAACACAAAAAGGUUGAACUUGGAAGUUGUAGGUGUGGAAUUGGACAAGAUGGGAGCUGUGAAGGUAGAUGAGUACUCCCAGACUAACAUACCUAGCAUAUGGGCCAUUGGUGAUGUUACAAAUCGAAUGAAUCUUACCCCUGUGGCCUUAAUGGAGGGAACCUGCUUUGCAAAAACUGUCUUUGGUGGGCAACCUAGCAAACCUGACUACAGGGAUAUACCUUGUGCUGUGUUCUGUUUACCAUCCCUUUCUGUUGUGGGUUUGAGCGAAGAACAGGCUACAGAUCAAGCAGAGGGAGACAUUUUGGUUUUCACAUCAACCUUCAAUCCAAUGAAAAACACAAUCUCUGGACGGCAAGAGAAGACAAUUAUGAAGCUUGUUGUUGAUGCUGAGACGGACAAAGUUCUUGGGGCAUCUAUGUGCGGGCCAGAUGCACCUGAAAUUAUGCAGGGCAUUGCUGUUGCACUCAAGUGUGGAGCAACUAAGGCACAGUUUGACUGCACGGUGGGCAUACAUCCUUCUGCUGCAGAAGAGUUUGUUACAAUGCGGUCAGUGACAAGGCGUAUUGCGGCGGGCAACAAACCAAAGACAAAUCUUUAAAGAUCAUCAAUAGAAAUUGUAGAACAUGGUUGGGUUGGAAGGAGAGAGACAUGUUUUCUCAGAAGUAAAUUUAUUUCAGUGUUAAUUUAUGGGAUAGUAGUAGACAAAAAAUUCAUGAAAGGCUUAAGUCGGGUCCCAGAGUCACAAUAAAAGGUGAGGGAAAUUGAAGCAGUGUUGGCUAAGACGGUUGAGUGAAGUAAAGGGUGUGGCCAUGUUCUGUAAAAUCUCAUUUAAUUUGAUAUGGAUCAGUCUUUCCCAUGUAAUGCAAAAAAAUAAAAAUCUCAGGCCUUAAUCCUUGAUCAAUAAGCCAGACAUCCUAGGAUAAGAUGGCAUCUUCCUUUACACCCCAAUGUUUUAUGAAAUAUAGGGCCAAAUUUGUUUUAAAGAUAUGUUACAAAGGUGGUUUUUUUUUAAGAACCAUAUUCUUUCUA